AUGAACAGGUGUGCGUCCGCAGCGGCAGCUUCGGUGGUCCCAUCGGAUUACGAACCCGUGCCCCCAACCUUGCGACUCCUCUUGGUUGAUGACGACGAAGACGAUGCACAGCUGGUCGCCGACCUCCUCGAGGACACGCGCGCGUUCGAGCUCGAGUGGUGUCAGACGAUUUCGGCGGCGCUCGCACGGCUUCGGACGUCGACCUUUGAUGCUUGCCUCCUCGACUAUCGCAUCGGCGCACAAACGGGACUGGAGCUCCUUGCCUCUCGAGGUGAGUUCCACGCCGACCUCCCGAUGAUCAUGCUCACCGGCGACGGGAGUCGCGAAAUUGACUUAGCUGCGAUGCGAGCGGGCGCGUCCGAUUUCUUGGCCAAGGAUCAGCUCACGACGCUCACGCUGGAUAAGUCGAUUCGUUAUGCGGUCGAACAGGAACGACGGAGGCAAGAGCUCAAACGCCUCACGCGCCGAGACGCCUUAACCGGUCUACACAAUCGUUUCAGUAUAAACGAGCGCCUCGAAGCGGCCACCGAGCGGGCCGUCCGCCUCGAUCAGCGCGUCGUCGUGGCGUUGCUGGACCUCGACGGAUUCAAGGCGGUUAACGAUCGAAACGGGCACGCGGCGGGCGAUGAGCUUCUUCAGGGCGUCGCCCAGCGCCUCAUUCGAGCGGUGCGUUCCCAGGAUCAUGUUGGACGACUCGGCGGCGACGAGUUCGUCGUUAUUCUCGAGGAUAUCGCCGACCUCGACGAACUCGCACCCAUCGCACGGCGUUUGGCCGCAAGCGUCGACGCGGCCUCGCUCGUCAGCGCAAGCGUCGGCAUUGCCGUCUUUCCGGAAGCUGUUUCGGACGCAGACGAAUUGCUCGCGGCGGCGGACGAGGCAAUGUACGAAGCCAAACGCAACGGUCGCGGAAGACUACAUUUCUUCGGUGACGAGGCGGCCAGCGAGAUGCCGCCCGAUGCGACAUUGUUCGGUACGGUUCUCGAGGAGGGAGAGGUCGUCCCGUUUCUUCAGCCGCAGUUCGACAUGAACACGUCUCGGCUGGUCGGCGUUGAAGCUUUCGCACGGUGGCAGCGCAAGCACGAGCGUAUCGGCGCUCCACAGGAGUUCGUGCCGGCGCUCGAACGGUCUGGCGACGUGAUCGAACUCGACCUUCACAUCCUGUCCACCGUCGUUGAUUGGCAAACGAAGUUUCGAGGAAUGACGCGCCGCGUGUCCGUGAAUUUCUCGGCGAUUUCACUCGCGAACACUGACUUCAUUGAACGUGCGAUUGGGUUGCUUCCCGAGAAUCCAUCGCUGCUCGAGGUCGAGGUGCCUUCUCUACCCGAAGCGCACCACGACCAAAUUCUUGAACAUCUUCUCGUGCUGCGCGAACACGACGUGCGGUUAUCGCUGGCCGCGUUUGGUGCUGGUCACGCCUGUCUGGGGCGACUGCGUGCGCUCCCCGUCCAGGCCGUAAAACUGGAUUCGGCGCUCUUCGCUGGUGUCGCCGACGCUCCGCGGGACGCCGCAUUUGUUCGAGGCAUCGUGCGAAUGGCGAAGGAGCUGGACGUCAAAGUUAUCGCCGAAGGUAUCGAGAAUGAAGCGCAGCAUGAGGCGCUUCGCAUCCUCGGCGUUGAUGUUGGACAGGGCUACUGGUUCGCGAGACCGAUGACACCAUCGGUAGCGUCGGCGUUUCUCGAGCCGCUCGUCACGGAGGUCAUCUAG
This is a messenger RNA of Nerophis lumbriciformis (worm pipefish), 1704 nucleotides long. NCBI's taxonomy places the organism in Eukaryota, Metazoa, Chordata, Actinopteri, Syngnathiformes, Syngnathidae. The record is from RefSeq and is a predicted model, not a curated record.